This is a messenger RNA of Musca domestica (house fly), 9605 nucleotides long. RefSeq names its product probable histone-lysine N-methyltransferase CG1716 (gene Set2). The coding region runs from base 31 to 9339 and encodes 3102 amino acids. Gene Ontology annotation, cellular component: chromosome; nucleus. NCBI's taxonomy places the organism in Eukaryota, Metazoa, Arthropoda, Insecta, Diptera, Muscidae. The transcript has 4 exons. Gene Ontology annotation, biological process: regulation of DNA-templated transcription. The record is from RefSeq and is a predicted model, not a curated record. Gene Ontology annotation, molecular function: protein binding; histone H3K36 methyltransferase activity.
AAAAAUGGUAUUGGAGAAGACUAAAACAGAAUGGAAGCCAACAAUCAAAGAAAUAAAAGGUCAAACGCAAGACUUUCAAAAGGAUCUGCCGCAUGUGAAACAAUGGAUUCAAGUAUAGUUCCUAAGGAAACCAAUGAGUGCACCGAUGUUGCAGCCUUGGCCAUAUCUCCCACGCCCGAGGGACGACCUAAUCCUCCAGCCAUUAUACCCGUAUCCGAGUGUAGACGAAGCUCAAGAAAAAAGAUAAUUAAAUUCGAUGUAAGAGAUUUGCUGAAUAAGAAUCGUAAGCCCCACAAAAUUCAAAUAGAGGCGAGAAUCGAUUCAAAUGUUCCAUCGACUUCGAAGACUAGUGCAGGUCCGGCGAAUACAACGGGUGUGGAAGCCAACAGUAAUGCAGGUUCGUUGUCCACGGGUGCGGUGGCACCAGCAGAUCUAUCAUCGAAACAAAAAACAUUUAUGGAAAAGUCGGCUAUUUUUAGACGCUAUUCAAUAUCACAAGAACAAACAAAACCUCCACCGCCACCCAUACCACCCAUGCCGCCAGCAAUGUUGAAUAAAACCGUGGGUGAUAAAGACGCCGCCAGUGCAAUUUUGAAACCUAAACAUACGGCUAGUUUAAUUGUGGCCCAAAUGGAGAGUAAUGUACGUAAAUCUGCUGCAGUUGAUGCCAAACGAAAAACGGCAGCAGUCACUGGUAAUAAAACAAGUGAAUGUGAGCCGAAAGUAUUGGACACAACGCUAGUCCAACAACAGCAGCAGCAAAAGCGCCGAGGAAGGCCGCCCAAAUCACGUCAUCAAGAGGAAGGGGAUGAGGCGGGCAAAGAAACUAAGGAGGUGUCUAAGAAAUUAACUCCUGAAAAGUCCACAAAUUGCAAGGAAGGGGAUGAAGCGGCUGAAGAAACUAUGGAGGUGUCUAAGAAGUUAACUCCUGAAAAGGCCACCAAUUGGAAGGAAUAUAAAGCCUGUUUGGCACAGCAGUCCGAUGGUGUUGGAAGUGUGGAUGAUGAUGAUGACGAUAAGGUAAAAAGCAGCUCCAUAUCGGAAGAAUCAAUGUGUCCCACUGAAAUUACCAAUGAACGAUUAGAAAGUGGAAAUGAUGAAACUUCGUCAAGUAUGGACCCAUCCACAGCAUCAAAAGAAAUUGUAAUUGCCAUGAAUGAAAGUAUCGCUGAAAAUCGAAUGUCUUCUAUUGAAGUUGAGGAUGAGCGAGUUUCAAUAUCACCAAAAAGCUUGAACGAAGACAGCGUUGAAAACGAAAGCAGAAAAAUAAAUCGUGAAAUAAGUCUAACCGAAUCAGAUAAAUCUGAUCAAUCUUCAGAAAAACCUUCCUCAGCCAAGAGAUCCCAACGUUUGCAACGUAAAAGUAAACGUGGCUCCAUUGCGACUGUUAAGAAAGACUUUAGUGAUUCUUCUGAAAAUUCUUCAAGAGAAUCCAAAGAAAAACCAGCUACUGAAACAGAACCGAGAAAAGAAAUCGGGGGAGGAAGCGAGAUUAACCAAAAGCUAGCAGAUAGUCAUUUGAAAAAAGAAGAACAAAUGGUGGAAAUUCCGGUAGGGAAUGAAACAUUUAACAUUGUAGAAAUAGAAGUCGUAGAAACUUCUAAGUCCCCUCUGGAAGAGAUGCCCAAAGAAGUUGUGGAAAAGUAUACUCUAGAAGCAGAAGUAUCAGAGAAAACUGAGGCACAGCAACAUUUAGAUGCACCUUUAAAAGAUAAAUCAUCAACUGACAGCCAAAAUUCAGAUGGUCAAACCCCUGGAAGUGAAAUUACUUCUAAAGACUUGACUCCUUCAUCGAAGGAAAACCGAGAUGCUGAUGAUGGAAACCAAGAAGAAACCUCCACUGCGGACACGGCAACGAUUGCCAAAUCGGCAGGGAGAAAUAAAACAAAAUUGCCGACUACCAAAAGAAAAUCCCUAAGAAAUCGCAAUCAAGAUAAGAAUUUGGAGGAAAGCGGAACUGUGGAAAAUAAGGCCAAUGAAAAUAUGGAUAAUAAUGAUAAGGUCAAUGAAAUUUCGACCACAAAAGAUAGACAAGCAACUGAUAUUGAGGGCCAAGAUCAAUCAACUAAAUCUGAGGUUAGACUUCAGCAAAAAGAACUGCAAUUGGAUAAGAGUUCAAGCGGAGUCAGCCAAGAAGAAUCCAGUGCUACUGACAUUAAAGAGGAUUUGAAAAAAGAUGAACCAGUAGCUGUCACUUCCACCGUUGAGACCAACAAAGAGGAGGAGCAAAAGACGGACAUUCCUAAUCUAGGCAAAAGAAAAUCUCUGCGUAAACAGGCAAAGGAAUCUUCACCCGACCAUAUCGUGGUUUCAGAAACAGAUAAUAGUCAUAUAUUGAAGUCUGAGUCCUCCAGCAUGCAAGAGGUAUCGGCAGAAAUACCAAAGAGAAAACCACGAAAAUCUCGCUUCAGAAAUUUACAUGGACCUGAAGAAACGACUGAAACAUGUGGAGAAAAGUCUGAUAAUCUUUUGAAGGAUAUUCCAACACAAGUCAUGGAUGUUGAUGUCAAUAAGAACGAGGAUACAGCAACGAGUUCCUUGGCUGAAGAAGAUGUGAUUUUAGAGCAAAGAGCAAGAGAACAGUCAAGUCCUUUAGGAAAGGAGAUUUUAAAUGCCACAAAUGAAACUGAAAAUGUUUUGCCUAAGGAACAGAAAGACUCAUCUCAAAUUGUAGAUGUGAUUGAAGAUCAAAAUCCCACGAUCAAAAGCAAAGACGAGGAACAGGUCAGCGAUAAAAGCGUAGAUGUUUUAGAGACACAAACAAAAUUGUCACAAGAUGAACUACUUCAACCAACAUGUUCCAAAUCCUUACCAGUACAACAACCAAUGGAAAACAAACCUUCUUCUGAUAAAACUCAUCAAGAAUUGGAAAUACCAGCAAAUGUCGAAAUGCAAACCCCAAAGGAAUUACAACAGAAAUACGAUAUUCAAAAUGUUAGCAUAGAAACAAAUACCUUGCUGGAUAUUCUGCGUGCUGUCCAGUCUAACAAAGCAGCAGCAAUCGGAGGAGCUUCAAAUGUAGACAACGUUCCGGUACAAUUGUCUUCUGAUACAAAACAGCAGCCGCCUUCAAAUUCCUUCCCAUCGUUAGAAACUAGUGAAGUCGAGGCACCAAAGGGUAGAAAACAACAUUCCCCUUCAAAUACCUCCCAAUCAUUGGAACCACCAUUGUAUGAAGUCGUACCAUCUAAGGCAGAGCCAGCCGUAUCAGAAAACUCUCCUUCCUCUGUAACGGUGCCGGAAAACAAAUCAGAAAAUCUCUCAGAUAAGCAAGUUGUAUCUGAGCAUCACGUGUCACCCGUAUUGGAAAAGUCCAUACUUGAGGCAGUGCAGGGAGAAAACGAAAUAACAAGUAAGGAAUCUCAAAAGGAUGAAAAGUCUCCAUCUUCAGCAGAUGCCCUGGAGGAAAAUGCUGCACAUAAGGAGCUUGAGGAAGGCAAUUUAUCAAAGUCUGGAAAAUUAUCCCCAGCCACAACUUUGGAAGAGCAAGAAGCAAAACUAUCUGAGCCUGCCAUAUUGCCUCCAAUCGCAACUGCUUCUAGUCCUCAGAACGAAGACAAUAGUCAUGCUCAAAAGGCCCCAAAAAUCUCCAAUUCCAAUUCGAAUUCACCCAAUCGUUCGAAUACAUCUUCACCGUUGACACAUAAACGGCAUCGUAACUCACCCAGUCGUUCAGAGACAUCCUCACCAUCGACUCUGAGGAAAAUUAAUAUUUCGCCAACAUCACGUUCCGAUACUUCCUCGCCAUUGACAUUCAACAAAAAGAUCACUCGACGUUAUGAAAGACGCAGUCGACGUGGAGAUGAUGAUGAGACAAAACAUAAGACGCUUGAGGAGACUUUUGCCGAAAUUGCUGCCCUUAGCUCCAAAGCGGUGUUGGUGCAAAUAAAGGGCUCUGAUGACAAUGAUGGUGCGCCCAUUGAAUCGGAAAUAUUUGAAGGCGAGCAAAAUUCCCAGCAGGCCAUUCUUGGCAUUGAGUCGCAGCUGGUGGUGGCGGAAUCUUCAAGGAAAUCGAAAUCAUCAUUACGUUCUCCAAAAUCCAAGGAAAUAUCAAAUGAACCGGAACUAACAACACAAAAUGCUGAAAUGGAAAUAGAACUAUCCGAGGCAAGCGCCAAGAGUCUAGGGGAGGAUAAUGUCUCCAAUACAGGCAACAAAGAAGUCUCUUCUAAAGAAAGUACAUCAAGAAAAUCGAAAUCAUUGGGACGUUCAUCAAAAGCCAAGGAACAAACUCCCCAAUCUGCUGAAAUUGAGAAUAGCCCUCCGGGUCCAAUAACCAAGAGUCUAGGGGCAAAUGAUGUUCCCAAUACUAGCUCCAACGAAUCGUCUUCAAAGGAAAAUUUGGACCUUGAAUUGAAACAGGUUUCCGGAGGCCUUGAAUCAGCAGAAAAUAUUGUGGCCACUGAAAUGUCUUUGGAUGAUGAAAACAUAUCCAGAGCAUCCACAACACCAACACGAAAGUCCAAACAAACAAAAUCGCGUUCUUCAAAAACCCAAUCGCCUGUAAGUGCCGAGGCAGGUGCCAAAAAGGCCAAGGAACGAAAUUCAAAAACUGAGCGCUCUUCAAAGACACCCUCACCACAGACAACAACCACGCUGGAGGUGGUGGUAGAGGAGAAAAAAGGCAACGGACAAAAGUCGAAAACAAAUGAAAUUGAUCCAGGAAACUCUUCUCAAGACAAUGCUAUUUCGGGUGAACAGCAAGGAGCUUCUAGUACUUCUAGAGCUUCUCUAACAAAUAUUCCCUCGUUGGAGAAAAAUCUCAAUCUUAACGAGUUGGCUGCAGAAAAUUUACCCAGGGACAAGGAAAACAGAGAAGGGGAGAUAAUUACAGAAGAAAUCCCAAAAUCUACUCCAGAACUCUCUAAACUACCACCAGAGAAUGAGGAGAUCCCAAGCCAGUCAAGCCAUAAACAAUCUCCAGGUGGCAAACAAAAUAAGAAAUCGAAUGGUAGAAAAAAUAAAAAUAUUGAUAAUACCGAGGUAUUGUCCACUGCCAACAGUGAUGAGGCAAAGCCGAACACCACCAAUACCCCAAAAAGGGGUAGAAGAUCAAAAUCGGCCAAUGAAAAGCAACAGGAAACACCGAAAAAACCAACUGAUUCCAUGGCAAUGAAAGAGAAAGAUAAUGAUACGGAAGCUGAUGAUAAAAGAAAUGCAAACGAUGAUUGUGAGAACAAGGUGGUGGGGGAGGAGGAGGAGGAAGCGGAGACAUCAACACCAAUUGAUGAAAAAAUGGCGAAAAAGAAAAGGCAAAAGAAAUUGAAAGAAGCUUUUGAGGCCGCACUGAAUGAUAAACCUCUCACAGAGACUGCAGCUGUUGUUGAGACCCUAACACCAUCGGCCUCUCCCACAUUUGGUUUUGCUUUGGCCAAACCAAAUCAAAAUGAAAACACAAACAUUACCGUUAAUCCAGCUGUAACGGAAACCGACGAUGAUCCGCCCGAUCCGUUGAAAGAUAUUGAAAAAUUCAUUGAAGAUGGUGUGAAUUUGUUGAAGAAGGGUUACAAACUGGAUGAGGACAGUGUGGAUAAUGUUAUUGUGACACCAUCGAAAUCCAAAGCAGAUGAGGAAAAAAUUGAAAAAGUCAUAGAAAAAGAAGUAGAAAACGAGAAAAAACCGGAAAGUCCCAUAACGUUCAAUACUUUUGAAACCCCGGCCGAUACACCCUUGGCUACACCCUGUGUAACACCUCCGCCAUCAAAUAAGAGUCCUGAAACCAGCCUCAUGGUGUCGACCAGUGCCAUGGAAGAUGAUCAAAAUUCCUCGGGUGGUGGCGUCAGAAGAUCACAUCGCCUGAAGCUGACCAAAACAACCAAAGCCCUGGUGGGACGUGGCUUGGUGCGCGACAAAGAACGUUUCUCCAUUAAGGAUGAUGUGGAGACCAAGAGCCACUAUACCCUGGAUGAUCAUUUGCUGGAUUUGGCUGAAGUCGAGGCCAAGAAUGCCAAAUUCCUGAAAGAAAUGGAAGAGAGGCUGAGCAAUUUCCAGGUCAUCAAGGAAAACGAAUACAAAUGUGAAAGGGUAAUAAGUCGCGAGGCGAGAAAGAUGAUUUGCGACUGCUUCCUCACCCCCGAGGAAGAGGAGAGGGGAGAGUUGGCCUGUGGCGAGGAUUGUCUGAAUCGUUUGCUCAUGAUUGAGUGCGGCAAUGAGUGCAAUGUCAAGGAUCGUUGUACCAAUAAACGUUUCCAGAAAUACCUUUGCUCUCCCUGUCGGGUAUUUCGUACGGAAAAGAAGGGCUUUGGCAUUAUGGCGGACAUUGAAAUCCUGCCGGGCGAAUUUAUAAUGGAAUAUGUGGGUGAAGUCAUUGACACGGAGGAAUUUGAAAGACGUCGCAUUUUAUAUUCCCAGGAAAAGAAUCGCCACUACUACUUCAUGGCUUUGCGCAGCGAUGCCAUCAUUGAUGCCACCAUCAAGGGCAACAUAUCACGUUUCAUCAAUCACUCCUGUGAUCCCAAUGCCGAGACCCAAAAGUGGACGGUAAAUGGUGAGCUGAGAAUUGGCUUUUUCAGUCGCAAAUCCAUUAUGCCCGGCGAGGAGAUAACCUUUGAUUAUCAGUAUCAACGUUAUGGCCGGGAAGCUCAACGUUGUUAUUGCGAAUCGGCCAAUUGUCGCGGUUGGAUUGGCCAAGAACCAAAUUCCGAUGAGGGUGAGCAAAUCGAUGACGAGGAAGAGGAUGAAGAUGAGAGUGACGAGGAAGAGGAGGAUGAAGAGGAGCGUGCCCGCAAUCUCUUGGAAGACGAUGAAGAGGAUAGUGACGCGAGUGAGGUCUUCAAUCCCGAGGAGGUACAAAAGAAACUGGAAAUGGCUGCAGCCCAAUCAGAGUUGGAAUUGGCCCCCAUAACGCUGGAUGGAAAGGCGGCACAUCAAAAACACCUCUCUUCACAGGUGACCAAGGACAGCAAGGAACAAGGCGCUACACCCCCUAAGUCAUCUGGCGAGGAAGAAGACUCAAAGAGUAAAUUUAAAAAGCUACUCUCCAAAAUGGCUGAAAAGGUGGCGGCCAAAAAUAAACAAAACAAAAGAGAACAGAAGUUGCAGAGAAGGAAAAAGAGAACCAAGGACUCCUCGUCUGCCACUCUGGAAAAGCCUAACAAACAACGAUCUCUGGAAGAUCCAGACAUUGAGGAUGAGGUACAAUUCCUAAGUCGUUGUGGCCUCAAAACGCAGGCGGACACAUUGCGUUUGUCGCGUCUCAUGGUCAGGGCUAAACUGGUGCAAACCCGGCUACAUCUUUUGGACAUCCUGAGGAAAGGAGAAUUGCCCUGUCGCAGAUUAUUCCUGGACUAUCACGGGUUGCGUUUACUGCAUGGCUGGAUGAGCGAGGAUGCGGGAAAUAUGCAAAUCCGUUUGGCCUUAUUGCAAACCUUGGAACUUCUCCCAAUUGCCAAUAAGACUGUGCUAACCGACAGCAAAGUCAUGCAGGGGGUAAGGAAUUGGUGUGGCCCCAAUAGCAAUCUGUCGCCCAAUGACGACUCCCAGGGCAGCAAUUCCCAAGAUGGCACCAACACUCAAGCCCAAAGCAACACUGAGGCGGCUGACUCCGAUGAUUUGCAAAAACUGGCACAAAAGCUGUUGAGUUCGUGGGAAAGUCUGCCGGAAAUAUUCCGUAUACCCAAGAAGGAGCGAAUCGAACAAAUGAAGGAACACGAAAGGGAAGCAGAUCGCCAGUAUGCCGAAACCGAGGGCCAGAAUCGCAAUGAUCAUGAAAGCGACCAGUAUCGUAAUGAUCGGUUCGGUCGACGUUUUGCCACAGCUUCACGCUUUGGAAGGCCACACAACGUGAAAUCCAUGCAGCAACAACAGCAACAGCAAAACAAUGGAGGAGGAGGAGGUAAUAAUGCCUCACGACCUUCCAACAUUCUUGGCGGCGAGAAUGCCAACACCAAAAAUCUUUCAAAAACCCAACGUCGAGAAAUGUUUGCCGCCAAAGUGGCCCGGGAUGAGGCGGAAAAACGCAUGGCCGAGGAGCGAAGAGAAUUCGAAACCAAGUGUCGUUUCUUUGGAUUGGAUCCGAAAAAAACCCGACCCCAAGAGGUGCCGUUCUGUGUAAACCCAGCAACAGGGCAAUGGUUUUCUGUCGAACGUAAACCCAUUAAUACCCCGCCAAGUUAUGCCCAUGUCCAAGUUCCACUGAAACCCAAAUCAACCAAUCCCGAAGAUUAUCAAUUGCCGGGGGUGUGCAGCACUUUGCCGCCGGAAUGGAAAUAUGCCAUAACACCAUUGGGUCAAAUCUACUAUUAUCAUGUACAAUAUCGUAUACCGCAAUGGGAGCCUCCCAGUCCGGCUCAAUUACAGCACUCGCAAAGGCAUGCCGAUGACAAUGACUCGGGUAAUGAGCUAUCAUCGACGACGGCCAACGACAGUACCGAUGAUGAUGAUGAAAUACUAAUUGGCAUGACUUCGGAGCAGCUGAAGGCCUAUAUAGAUCGUAAGGUGGAGCUAAGGCGGCAGAAGCGUUAUCAACGUUUGGUCGACGAGAGAUCGAUAAGUCCACGCCGGGAAGAGGAUCGCAUCUACAAUCAGCUGGAAGUUCGUAAGUAUAAGGAAAACAAGGAAAAAAUACGAAAACGUAAAGAAGAAAUUCGUCGAAAACGAGCCGAAGCUUUGCGGCAAUCAUCGCUGAAUAUGUGCACGCUGGGUAGUUUGGCAUCAGAAGGUGGUUUGGCAUCGGCGUCGUCAUCGUCAGUCAAAAGUGAAAACGAAGAAGAUAGCGGUGUUAUACCCAUUCAAGAUUAUCUACUCUCAUCGGAUGAGGAUGAUGACCUCAAAUCGGAAAUUAAUAGCCCUCUCAUCGACAAAAUCGUUGAGGGUGAUAAAAUUGUCGAUGAACUGGAUGCCUUGACAACGAAACGCCAAUUGAAACGACCCCUGCCAUCGCAUCGUGAUUUUAACGACCAAUGGAGUAGUAGUUCGAGUUCAGUGGCGGCGGCAGCAGCCCUUGCCGAUCGACAGGAGUACAAAAAACGUAAAAUGGAAAAGAAAGAUAAAAGAAAACCCAAGGAACAAGAUGCUAAAUAUCGCCGAAAUAAGGAAAAGUUUCGCUGUGAAAUUGCUGGCAUUAUUGUGCAUCAUCUAAAACCAUAUCGUCGGGAUAAUUGCACUGUGGGCCGUAUAACCUCCAAUGAAGAUUUUAAUCAUUUAGCACGCAAGCUAACCCAUUUUGUGAUGAUCAAAGAAUUGAAAUAUUGUGAGUCGGUGGGUCAAACCCUGGUCGUCACGGAAUCUGUUAAAAAUAAAUCACGCGAGUUCAUUAAGAAAUAUAUGGCAAAAUAUGGUGAAGUAUAUGUUAAGCCAGCCAAUGAUCCGGAAUUUAAGGAUAUACCUUUUACCCUGUAGACCAUUUAAAGCAUGUUGUUUUUAAGAAUAUUUCCCCUCACAAGGCAGGAGUUGUUAGACAUUUUUUGGAUAAUUUUUGUUUUAAAUUUUUUUCUUCUUCAUUUCGAUAGAUCAAAAAAAAAUAGAUAUUUUCAAAGUUUUUUUUUUUUUGUUUCUCUUUUCCCAUUGCAAACAUCAAGAAUUUCCCACUAUUUAGGAAUAUAAAGUUUAAGCUUAAGAAAUAUUGAAAUUUUUAAAAUAAAACGCAUUAGAUGUUUUCCCAGAAA